GCCGUUUUAGAUCAGGUUAAACACCAAUAUCGACUUCAGGCAGUCUAUCCCUCUCCUUCCUCUUCAAGCCUGCCUAACAACACCAUCUUCAUCGGGCAGGAGCAUUCUUGACUGUCACGCCAGGGACGCCGCCUGCUCUGUAAACCAUCCUUCCCGGCUGCUUUUGGCCUUCAGGCUUUUCUUUCUUCAUACACUCCACGCCCUUCAGUCCCUUGACGUCUACUUUCCUCGAUCACUUCGUGGAUGUCGUUUUGUUUCUUCACUAUUCUCUAUCAGUUUUAGUUUCAAAAGCUUCUCUUCUCUUUUUAUCCCACAGAGGCAUUUCGGCAAAGCCAAUCGCCAUGCGUUACGAGAACUGGGACGUACUCCUUUUCCCAGAGAACUCCAAGGUGCCAAUUCAAGAGUUCAAGACGCAAUGCUUUGUAACCAAAGAUGAAGAGUCACCCUACCUCCGUAGUCCUUCUAUCAUCAAUCCCUCUGUCUACGGCUUGCCUCAUGGGAACUUCGGCCAGCUCCCGGUUCUGACUACCUUCAUCCCAAGUCUACCUCAAAGCACCGCUUUCCGGGUGUCGGUGCAUAGCUGGGAGAAGCCCCGGCCCAGUCGGACCAUAGAGAGUCUCAUGCAGCCCGAUGACACUCUGCUUUACGAGGUUCGAGUCUUCAUUGAUGGAAUUUGUGUCUCAGGCAGUAUCUUUAGCCCGAGAACCACUUGGCCCCAUGUUAUAGACUACAGUUCUCAUAUCGACAAGAACGGUAACCAGGACAAUCUCCGCUUUCCAGCAUUCCACCAGGAGAUAUUGGAACAAAUGCAUUGGGAUGCAGGAGAGCUUCAUGGUAGAAUCCGAACCGUAAUAUCUGAGGGGUUUUCUCGCCCGCAUCGUACGCCUCCCUUUGAGCGAGUCAAGGAUAUCAUUGCAUUCUCUUUCCAGCAUGCUCCCUUGCAUAUUCUGGAAUAUUCCAACAUCGCCUGGCCAAACGCUGCAAUGUGGUCACCAGCGCCACAGACGCUCUUCAAGUACAACUCGGGCAGUGGAUAUAGUGACUUGAAAGAACCGGAAGAUGCCCAUGCUCAUUCUCCUACUAGACAUGGUAUUCGAAGGGCCGGGACAGUUGCCAGUCAGCCAAGCAGUCAGGCUCUGUACAAUGCCUGGACCUAUAGGAAUUUUCCAACCCCCCCGACUCAGUGGCCAAGCUACCAAAGGGAGCCGAGGUGGUUGGUCCAGGAGCCGUAUGCGACAGAUGCUUUCAUAGACCCCUACAUGAUUGAACGUCCUUCGCGCGGAGGCACGAGGUCAUCGUUGGAAGAUGUUCCUAUGCCAGAUUAUGCCGGUUCGAGCUCCGCGAGCAGCCGUGCUAUUUCUAGCAUGACUGGGGUCAGCUAUGAACACAGCAAGCAGCCAAGCGUUGUUGCGCCAACGGACGAGGAACGCUACAGCCAACUCAUUGAGACCAUGAGCCCUCUAAAAGUACACAACAGUACCAUUCCAGCUGCACCACCCACGAGUCUGAGGCCCUCUGCCGCUGCAGAGGCCCGCUCCGCGUCCUAUACCAGGAGUGCGAGCCGCACAUCGGGCCCAGCAGUGGCGCUCAAGGAGAUCUCGCAACCCGGGACGAGAGAUGUCUCGGAGUCCAGCGCUAAAUCAAACAUGCCCGCGGAAAUUAGUAUAGAACCGGUGGCAAUGCGCAGGGUGCAUGCCAGCCCAAGUCCGAACGUCAAGGGGAAGAAAGAAGCGAUGGGCGUGGAGAAUAAGGAAAACGAAACUGACGUGGAGACACCACGCAAAGACGCGGAGAAGACGAGCAAUUCUCAGCCAAAGGUUGUUGUACGUACGAGUGGAAGUAUUGAUGUUCCUAGAAGCUCGAGACGGUCACGAUCCUCGGUUUCGAUUCUUGGCGAUCUUGUGCAGGAACUGGCGAAUACGUCCAAGGAGGAGAUCUCAUUGAUAUCACCGGUUAAAGCGGUGUCGCCGCUGGCAGUUGAGGAUCACGUCCAGCAAAACGACUUUGAAGACUUCCUGGACUCCAGGAUGCGGCUUGGAGCAACGGCUGCUAUCGAGAUUGGAGAGGCAGAUUGAGAAGUUGGGACGAGCCCAUUGGCGAUGGCGCAAGGUUCUCGUUCGGUAUCAGGAGUCCAUUCAUAGCUACGCACAUUAUCACACUCGUUAGCAGACAUGUGCUAUUUUUACUGCAGGUGCUAGUGGGGAUAUGGGUUAGUGGUAGACAGCAUAACUGUUGGAUCACGUGGGAUUCUGCCGCAUAGGUCCGCCCUCGCUGACCCUUUUCACCACGUAGGCCUAUCUAGCUAGUAACCAACCAAC
This is a messenger RNA of Monascus purpureus, 2318 nucleotides long. NCBI's taxonomy places the organism in Eukaryota, Fungi, Ascomycota, Eurotiomycetes, Eurotiales, Aspergillaceae. The record is from the annotation of a GenBank genome assembly.